AUGCCUUCGUCUGAUCUGGAAGACAUGUUACAAGCGCCAGACGCUACAGUCCGUGCCAUUCUCCGAGCUCUCUGCCAAGAUAGUGGCACCCAAUCCCGUGCCCUCAGUUACUUUGAGAGCCUGGAAGCUGUCAAUGAUUCUUCCGACAAAGGCAAACGCAAGGCGGAAGAUGAACUUAACAUCUGUGUCCAAUGCGACGAGGCCUUUUACACAAACGACAACAAUGAUAAAGAUGCUUGUUGCUACCAUUGGAGAGAGCUAGAGGUUGACUAUGAUGCCGAUGUUUGGGCAGACCAUGACGAGAACUGUCACGGGACCAUAGACACAGAUUCAAUGCGCGAAGAAAACCCCGAAGGAUUUGUUUGGACUUGCAGUGAUAAACCAGGCGACGAGGCCGGCUGUACCUUUGGGCGGCAUGAAGCUGAUCCAACCAAAUCAAGGAGAGAAUGCGGUGAAGAGCCAAUUGAUAGUGACGAUUAUGAGGAUGGGGAUGACAUUUAG
Messenger RNA from Fusarium proliferatum ET1, 501 nucleotides. RefSeq lists its product as uncharacterized. Bases 1 to 501 code for a protein of 166 amino acids. NCBI's taxonomy places the organism in Eukaryota, Fungi, Ascomycota, Sordariomycetes, Hypocreales, Nectriaceae. The transcript has 2 exons. The record is from RefSeq and is a predicted model, not a curated record.